CAUGUAUUAAUAUUACAGUAAAUUACACCACAUAGGGUUAGUCCGAAGACACGGAGCAGAGUUUCUCCGAUAUUUUUCACGGCGCUCUGCGGUCGAAUGUAGCAGACAGCGCGGUCAAGCAGAUACAGACACGGACGGGGAGCUUCCAAAGCAGAACUGCGGUACAAUAAUUGAGUGAUUCAAAGACGGUGUCCUCUGUCUGGUUCAGUUCAAUCUACCACGCGAAUCGAAAUAGCCGCCGACGGACCCUGACCAGGAAUUCAGAGAGUUAUACUCAUUAAUUACCAUCAGAGAAGCCCACAAUGUCUCUCGUCCAUCUCGCCAACGUUUGUUCACACCUGAACAAUGCCACCAGGGCUCGUCUAUCCCUAACCUCCAUCCCGAGCACGAAGCUGCAUCUCAAUCUCUGUCUCGCCCUCCAGAACGCUGGAUUGAUCUCCUCGAUCGUCCGCGCCGGUCCGGAGCCCCCCCAGUCCCAUGUCCUGCUCGGUACUCCCUUGGUGGAGGAAAUCGAGCCCGUGACGCAGGGGAAUGUUGCGUCGCGGCGCCUGUGGGUUGGACUGAAGUACUGGCAAAAUGAGUCUGUUCUGGGCAAGAUAACUCUGAUCAGUAAACCCAAGCGAAGAGUCAUCAUCGGCGUGGAGGGUCUUCGGGAUGUGAUCCGCGGUCAUCGCAGUGAAUCAGUUGCCGGGUUGCGGUCACCGGGAGAAAAUUUGUUCCUCUCGACGGACCGCGGCAUCAUGGAGGCGCGGGAAUGCGUGGAGAAGAAGAUCGGAGGACUGGUUCUCUGCCGCGUGGAAUAAGUGUACACAAGUUCUAGCGGGAAGGUGAUGUUUGUGGUAUUGGGUUUGCAUUUUGUUCGGAGUUCUGUCCGUCGCUACGUUUUUCAUGGUUGGCGACGUUGAGAUACCUAGGUCACACGGGUCUGUACAGUACCAUUGCGUUCGCUUCAUGUACUAUUUUGCGUGCCUGCUUAGCUCUUCUCUUCGCUUGUAGGCUGAGAUUUCGAGAUAUUGGAGCCUAGGUUUUUUAAAUACUCAACUCGAAGUUUCUUUACUCUACAGGUA
Penicilliopsis zonata CBS 506.65 is the source of this 1067-nucleotide messenger RNA. RefSeq lists its product as hypothetical. Gene Ontology annotation, cellular component: ribosome; mitochondrion. The transcript is spliced from 2 exons. NCBI's taxonomy places the organism in Eukaryota, Fungi, Ascomycota, Eurotiomycetes, Eurotiales, Aspergillaceae. Gene Ontology annotation, biological process: translation. The record is from RefSeq and is a predicted model, not a curated record. Gene Ontology annotation, molecular function: structural constituent of ribosome. The coding region runs from base 303 to 803 and encodes 166 amino acids.